AUGGAUUCUCUUGAAUCAAAUCCCAAAGUCGAAGAAGAACCAAUUCUCCAAACCGAAGAAGAAACAGAAGCAAAUCCCAAAUUCGAAGAAGCAGCUGAACCAAAUCUCAAAGUCGAAGAAGCAGCAGAAUCAAAUCCCAAAGUCGACGAAGUAGCAGAAGCAAAUCCCAAAGUCGACGAAGUAGCAGAAGCAAAUCCAGAAAUCGACGAAGUAGUAGAUGCAAAUCCCGAAAUUGAAGAAGAAGUUUCAGUUUUGCUUCCCGACGACAUUACCGGAACCGUUCUUCCGCCUGGAAUCAAUGAUUCGGUACCACAUGAGUCGUCAUUCGCUGCAAUGGAGGAACAAAUCGAUGUUGAUUUGGAGAAAUUAGAAGAACCCAAGGAUGGUGAUCGACCCGGAUCCGAAUUAAAGAUCGAAUCCGACUCAUUCUCUGAAGAAGAUCCAACUGCUUCUUCCUCUGAUAAUAACCCAAAAUCUCCAAAACCAGAAAUCGUAGCUACCCAGAUCGGUAACGCAAUGGAAGUAGACGAAGAGGAAGAUGAACUACCACCUAAGAAGCAAAAGCAAUUAGCUUCUCUUACUUCACUCGCCGUUAAGGAAGAGGAAGCUCAGCCAUCGGAAGCAAUGGUAGUGGCGACGACUACGGUUGUGAAUGCUGUGAAGAAAUCGAAAUCGAAGAAGAAGAACAACAAUGUAUGGGUUACUAAGAGCACACGUAAAGGAAAGAAGAAGAGCAAAACCAAUACACCGAAUUCAGUUGCUGUAGAAGAUAAGGUACUGAUCACUCCGGUUCCUAGGUUUCCUGAUAAGAGUGACGAUACACCGGAUUUGGAAAUUUGUCUUUCGAAAGUUUACAAAGCUGAGAAAGUUGAGAUUAGUGAAGAUAGACUUACUGCAGGAAGUAGUAAAGGUUAUAGAAUGGUGAGAGCUACUAGAGGAGCUAUAGAAGGAGCUUGGUACUUUGAGAUUAAAGUUGUGAAUUUGGGUGAGACUGGUCAUACACGACUCGGUUGGUCGACUGAUAAAGGAGAUUUGCAGGCUCCGGUAGGGUACGAUGGGAAUAGUUUCGGGUUUAGGGACAUUGAUGGGUGUAAGAUUCACAAGGCUUUAAGAGAGAAGUAUGCAGAGGGAGGGUAUAAAGAAGGUGAUGUUAUUGGAUUCUACAUAAAUCUACCUGAUGGUGAAUCGUUUGCUCCAAAGCCACCUCAUUAUGUGUGGUAUAAAGGACAGAGAUAUGUCUGUGCACCUGAUACGAAAGAGGAGCCUCCAAAAGUUAUACCAGGAAGUGAAAUAUCGUUCUUCAAAAAUGGUGUAUGUCAGGGAGUUGCUUUCACUGAUCUUUUUGGAGGUCGUUACUACCCUGCUGCUUCUAUGUACACUCUCCCUGACCAGUCAAAUUGUGUUGUGAAGUUCAAUUUUGGCCCUGAUUUUGAAAAUUUUCCCGAGGAUUUUAGUGGGCGCGCGACCCCGAAGCCCAUGUGCGAGGUUCCCUAUCAUGGAUAUAAUGGUAGACUUGAAAAUAAUGGUUCUGAUGAUAUGAAGAGUUAG
This is a messenger RNA of Arabis nemorensis, 1548 nucleotides long. Lineage: Eukaryota; Viridiplantae; Streptophyta; Magnoliopsida; Brassicales; Brassicaceae. The record is from the annotation of a GenBank genome assembly.